GUAGAGACCUUUAUUUAACUUAUCCUCGCAGAGUUAUACGGAGUAGAGUUAUACGGAGUAGAUGGCUUAAGAGCAAGACUGCCUAUCCGGUUUCGCCUCCUAAGGCUACUUUAGCAGAAUGAUAUUCACAGGGUAUACAAAGCACACAAAAAGGACGCGUCUCACACAACACACAUGGGUCCAUUCAGGCUUCUUCUUCUCCUUUUGAAAAUCCGACACAUUGUCUCCCAUUUGGAUAUUGAAAUCCUACAAAAAAAUUUGAUGCCUGCAGUUCUGACUGCAAGGCAACUCCAACGCCGUAACACGCCCUGCCCUGCCAUUCCCUUCCCAUUGCGGGACUUCUCGACUGAACGACGCUCCAACGCUCCCAAAAGUUUUUUCAUUGCUGAUCCUCCCU
Colletotrichum phormii is the source of this 397-nucleotide messenger RNA. RefSeq lists its product as uncharacterized. The annotation marks the transcript as partial. The record is from RefSeq and is a predicted model, not a curated record. NCBI's taxonomy places the organism in Eukaryota, Fungi, Ascomycota, Sordariomycetes, Glomerellales, Glomerellaceae. The transcript has a single exon.